UGCUGUGCCGCCGGCAGCCGGGAGGAGAGGCUCCGCUCCCUUCCCGUCGGCUCGCCUCGCCUCCGGUCGAUUCGGCGCUCAUCGGCUCGGCUCGACGUGGAUCAGAGCGGCUCGGCUCGGCUCAGCUCGGACAGGAUCGGAUCGGACCAGACCGGAGCGGCGAGGCGAGGCUCAACUCAGCUCAGCUCAGCUCGGCUCAGCUCACCGAGACACAGCACAGCUCAGCGAGCCUCAGCACAGCUCGGCUCAGCGAGGCUCGCGGCGGGGAUGGCGGUGCCGGAGCCGGACGCGCGGCUGGCGCAGGAGAAGGAGGAGGAGAGCGAGGAGGAGAGCGAGGUGCUGGAGGAGAGUCCCUGCGGUCGCUGGCAGAAGCGCCGCGAGCAGGUGAACCAGGGGAACAUGCCAGGCAUCCAGAGCACGUUCCUGGCCAUGGACACGGAGGAGGGGGUGGAGGUGGUGUGGAACGAGCUGCUCUUCACCGACAAGAAGGCCUUCAAAGCACACGAGGAGAAGAUCAAGACCAUGUUCGAGCAGCUGGUGCUGGUGGAUCACCCCAACAUCGUGAAGCUCCACAAGUACUGGCUGGACGUGAAGGACUCGAAGGCACGGGUCAUCUUCAUCACGGAAUACGUGUCCUCAGGGAGCCUCAAACAGUUCCUGAAGAAAACCAAGAAGAACCACAAGGCCAUGAAUGCCCGGGCCUGGAAGCGCUGGUGCACCCAGAUCCUCUCGGCUCUCAGCUUCCUGCACUCCUGUGAGCCCCUCAUCCACGGCAACCUGACCAGUGACACCAUCUUCAUCCAGCACAACGGGCUCAUCAAGAUCGGCUCAGUUUGGCACCGGGUGUUUGCCAACGCCCUCCCAGACGACCUGAGAAGCCCCAUCAGGAUCGAGAGGGAAGAGCUGCGGAAUCUCCACUUCUUCCCACCGGAGUAUGGCCAGAAGACGGACGGGACGGCCGUGGACAUCUUCUCCUUCGGGAUGUGUGCGCUGGAGAUGGCCGUGCUGGAGAUCCAGACCAACGGGGACACACGGGUGUCGGAGGAGGCCAUCGCGAGGGCCCGGCAUUCCCUGGACGAUCCCAACAUGAGGGAGUUCAUCCUGUCCUGCCUGACCCUGAACCCCGACAAGCGCCCGACCGCCCACAACCUGCUCUUCCACCGCGUGCUCUUCGAGGUGCACUCGCUGAAGCUCCUGGCGGCCCACUGCUUCAUCAACCACCAGUAUCUGAUGCCAGAGAAUGUGGUGGAGGAGAAGAUAAAGGAGCUGGACCUGAACAUGGUGAUGGCUGAGAUCCGCAGGGAGGGGCGGCCUGGAGCGCAGUGGAGGUACUCGGAGGUCUCCUUCCUCGAGCUUGACAAGUUCUUGGAGGAUGUCAGGAAUGGGAUUUACCCCCUGAUGAACUUCGCCGUCUCCAGACCCCACGCCCUCCCCCGUGUGCUCUCCCAGCCCCAGGAGGACCCCCAGAAAGCCAAGACUCCCACCCCAGAGCCCUUCGAUGUGGAGACCAGGAAGGUGGUGCAGAUGCAGUGCAACCUGGAGCUCAACGAGGACAAGUCCCAGUGGCACCUCACGCUCCUGCUCAUCCUGGAGGACAAACUGCACCGGCAGCUCAGCUACGACCUCCUGCCCACUGACAACUCCAAGGAUUUGGCCACAGAACUGGUGCAUUAUGGAUUCAUCCACGAGGGGACGGAGUCCAUUAAGAUGGAGAACGGGCAGAGCACGGCAGCGAAGCUGGGGCUGCCCCCCCUCACCCCAGAGCAGCAGGAAGCUCUCCAGAAAGCCAAGAAGUAUGCGAUGGAGCAGAGCAUCAAGAGCGUGCUGGUGAAACAAACCAUCGCCCACCAGCAGCAGCAGCUCACCAACCUCCAGAUGGCAGCAGUGACAAUGGGCUUUGGAGAUCCUCUCUCACCUUUACAAUCGAUGGCGGCUCAGAGGCAGCGGGCGCUCGCCAUCAUGUGCCGGGUCUACGUGGGCUCCAUCUACUACGAGCUGGGGGAGGACACCAUCCGCCAGGCCUUCGCCCCCUUCGGGCCCAUCAAGAGCAUCGACAUGUCCUGGGACUCCGUCACCAUGAAGCACAAGGGCUUUGCCUUUGUGGAAUACGAGGUCCCCGAAGCCGCCCAGCUGGCCCUGGAGCAGAUGAAUUCUGUCAUGCUGGGGGGGAGGAACAUCAAGGUGGGCAGGCCCAGCAACAUCGGGCAGGCCCAGCCCAUCAUCGACCAGCUGGCGGAGGAGGCGCGAGCCUUCAACCGCAUCUACGUGGCCUCGGUGCACCAGGACCUGUCGGACGACGACAUCAAGAGCGUCUUUGAGGCCUUUGGGAAGAUCAAAUCCUGCACCCUGGCCAGGGACCCCACGACAGGGAAGCACAAAGGCUACGGAUUCAUCGAGUACGAGAAGGCCCAGUCGUCCCAGGACGCCGUGUCCUCCAUGAACCUCUUCGACCUGGGGGGUCAGUACCUGCGGGUGGGCAAGGCCGUGACGCCCCCCAUGCCGCUCCUGACCCCGGCCACGCCCGGGGGGCUCCCCCCGGCUGCUGCCGUUGCUGGCGCUGCCACCGCCAAGAUCACGGCACAGGAGGCCGUGGCAGGAGCUGCAGUUCUGGGCACUCUGGCGACGCCGGGCCUCGUGUCCCCGGCCCUGACCCUGGCCCAGCCCCUGGGGGCUCUGCCCCAGGCCGUGAUGGCAGCACAGGCCCCUGGAGUCAUCACAGGUGUGACCCCCGCCCGGCCGCCCAUCCCAGUGACCAUCCCGCAGGUGGGGGUGGUGAAUCCCAUCCUGGCCAGCCCCCCAGCCCUGGGGCUGGUGGAGGUGAAGAAGGAGAAGGAGGAGGAGGAGGUUUUCCAGGAGUCGGAGCGGCCGGAGAUGCUGAGUGAGCAGGAGCACAUGAGCAUCUCGGGCAGCAGCGCCCGGCACAUGGUCAUGCAGAAGCUGCUCCGGAAGCAGGAGUCCACGGUGAUGGUUCUCCGCAACAUGGUGGAUCCCAAGGACAUCGACGACGACCUGGAGGGGGAGGUGACGGAGGAGUGCGGGAAGUUCGGGGCGGUGAACAGGGUGAUCAUCUACCAGGAGAAGCAGGGGGAGGAGGAGGAUGCCGAGAUCAUCGUCAAGAUCUUCGUGGAGUUCUCCAUGGCCUCAGAGACUCACAAGGCCAUCCAGGCGCUCAACGGCCGCUGGUUCGCCGGCAGGAAGGUGGUGGCUGAGGUCUACGACCAGGAGAGGUUUGACAACAGCGACCUGUCAGCGUGAGCCAGGAACCCGGGAACCGCCGGCCCGGGAUCGGGGCAGCCCCCAGCUCGGAUCUGAUUAUGGGCCCAACUCUGAUCCUGGGAAUUAGCAGAGCUUGGAUCUGGGGGAUCGGCUCAACUCCAGUCCCGGGGAUCAGCCCAACUCUCGUCCCAGGAACCAGCCAAGCUUGGAUCUGGGCAAUCGGCCGAGCUCAGAUCCGAGGGACUGGCCCAACUCUGAUCCCAGGAAUCAGCUGAGCUCAGAUCCGAGGGACUGGCCCAACUCUGAUCCCAGGAAUCAUCUGAGCUCAGAUCCGAGGGACUGGCCCAACUCUGAUCCCAGGAAUCAGCCGAGCUCAGAUCCAAGGGACUGGCCCAACUCUGAUCCCAGGAAUCAGCCAAGCUCAGAUCCAAGGGACUGGCCCAACUCUGAUCCCAGGAAUCAGCCGAGCUCAGAUCCAAGGGACUGGCCCAACUCUGAUCCCAGGAAUCAGCCGAGCUCAGAUCCGAGGGACUGGUCUAACUCUGAUCCCAGGAAUC
Messenger RNA from Myiozetetes cayanensis, 3773 nucleotides. RefSeq names its product poly(U)-binding-splicing factor PUF60-like. Gene Ontology annotation, molecular function: ATP binding; protein kinase activity; RNA binding. Lineage: Eukaryota; Metazoa; Chordata; Aves; Passeriformes; Tyrannidae. Gene Ontology annotation, cellular component: catalytic step 2 spliceosome; precatalytic spliceosome. The record is from RefSeq and is a predicted model, not a curated record. Gene Ontology annotation, biological process: mRNA splice site recognition; protein phosphorylation; regulation of alternative mRNA splicing, via spliceosome.